This is a messenger RNA of Penicillium daleae, 6291 nucleotides long. RefSeq names its product Separin. Gene Ontology annotation, biological process: proteolysis; meiotic chromosome separation. NCBI's taxonomy places the organism in Eukaryota, Fungi, Ascomycota, Eurotiomycetes, Eurotiales, Aspergillaceae. The transcript has a single exon. The record is from RefSeq and is a predicted model, not a curated record. The coding region runs from base 1 to 6291 and encodes 2096 amino acids. Gene Ontology annotation, molecular function: cysteine-type endopeptidase activity; protein binding. Gene Ontology annotation, cellular component: centrosome; cytoplasm; nucleus.
AUGGCGGUUACCGUCUUACCACCCAGCUCGAUUUCGGAGUCCGUCAAGCAGGCUGUGCGGUCGACGUCAACAUGCUCCGAUGCUACCGUGUUGUCCCUCCAAACAUUGCUCCGCGGUUCGUCAAAGGCGCCCGAGAAGCCUGUCCGGCGGAAUACAAAGACUACGAAGGAACCCGCUAUUACGACGAGUCGAGCGAAGACGUCUAGAACGAUUAAGACGCGAAAUACGAAUGAUACGACGUUGCACCUCGUUGACCAGGAUGGCCCCGCGUUGUCGCCUCAGGAGAAGCUCGUGCUUGCGACGGAGGUCUUCAAUGUCACAUUGAAGACUUUGACGGACGCGUCGAAAAUCCCAGCUACGAAACGACAAACUGCGACAUCGGAUAAUCUCUCGACCAAGUCCGGGAGAACCAAUGGGGCCGGCGUGGACAAAGGCGUCUCCUCGGCCGCGGAAUGCGCGAGGCUAGCUCUGGCAACACUACGAGCACUCAAGAACGACCAUCAAUCAUCAACGGAACUAGCGAAUAUACAAUUCGAGCAGGGCGCGUGUGUGUUAGCUGGGAAAUUGAUUUCUCUGGGAUUGAACGAGAUGGCGUGCAAGGAACUUCGAUCGCUGAAGAGGAGGAUACAACUACAUCUCGAUACGAAACAAGCCGGGAAAAAGGGUGUGCCGGCAAAGGAUGUUGCGGAUGAAGAUGCGGGCAAGGAACGAAUGUCCGAUCUUCUUACAUUCUCGAAUAUCGCCAAUGCAGAGUCGGUGUACGGAUUGCUGGUUUCUUACCAUGCGAAUGCGAUGCGGCUUCUUGUUGCUGAGAAGAAACCCUCGACAACUGAGCGCCUUGUUCCUUUCUUGCAACUGUCUGAUCGGAGUAGUCCUGCUUCUAUCAUUGUUGCUGCUAUGAACUCUGGGAAUUUGACCAGCGACAAAGCUGCUCUCCAGCUACAACUCCUCUCCAACACAGUGCUGUCUCUAUGCGCCGGCAAGUCCUCUUCCACCGACGGAUCGACAAGCAAAGACACACUGAAACCAAUCACGACGCUCAGUCUACAACUUUUAUCUCUCGAGAUACGCUGCUUGGGGUGGAAAACAUCCGGCCAUGUCUGCGAUGAAAGUAAGGAAAUGAUUGAUCCGCUCCUACGCUACCUCGGUGUCUUCUCCCAUCGCAGUAAAGAUAUUGAGAAGACCGACUUUGCGGUAGUCUACAAGACGAUUACGCGGAUUCAAUCUUCAAUGGCGGAAAUCAAGAAACAGCGUCAAGACCCCAAGGAUAUGAACUCGGCUGCCAAGAUAAUGACCGUUCUUGGACAGCUCGCUUUGGAUGCGGGAUGUCUUGAUGAGUCGCUCAAGCUCUUUGCCCAGGCAGUCACUCCACUUUCCAACUCUCAGAGCCUUGCUCUGGCUACCGUCCGUUGCAAAAUUGCCUUUGUCUAUUUCCAGGGCCUGAAAGAAUCGAAGAAGUUCCUCGAUGGAGCUUUGAAGGCUACCGCAGAGGCUAGUAUUGCGUUGGGAUUGCAAUUACGAGGUAGUGUCACUGAUUUGGAUGAAUUGGUGGUUGAAUCUGCUAGGCUGAAGAAGCUUGCAUUGGCCUGGUUUGGCGAGACGAUCACCAAGUCUGUCGAGAGUGAUACCGAGAAGAACGAAAUUGCAUCCCAGAUCCGGGAAUAUCUCCAAGCUUUCUUGAGAUUACUCCGGCGCUAUGUCGGGCGGUCUCCGGCAGACGGUGGUGACGAGAAGGAGGCUGAGGUGUUCAGGGUUCGGAUUGCAAUGUCUAAGAGUAUUAUCCUUGCAGGUGUGGACUCGGCUGUUGCUAUUGGACGACUAUCGGUUAUGUCUCAGAGGCCGCCAUGGGAUGACAUACUUCCUAUUUUGACGGAUUGCCACCGACUACUCACGAGCAUUGAAGCUACCGAUGGAGACGGUUUCGAUACAUCGCUGACUGAGAACAUCGGCGCUGCACUUGUCAAGCUUUCUAACCUCUUUUGGUCUCGAUACAUCAAGGAGAAAGAGGCUGGCCAGGGCUAUCGCGAGCUUUUACCCCUGUUGAAACAGUCGACCCAGCUGCUCGCUACUUGCUCGCCUGGCCAUCGAACUACCGCAUUUGCCGCUCUGAAGUUUGAGAGAACUGCUCACUUGUACCUGGAUGGUAACAAGUUUGAUGAUUCUGAAAAGGCAUUUAGAUCCUCCAUCUCAGAAUACAUCAACGCAGGGACACUUGAGGACAUUGCUAAAGGCAACGCAGGAGCUAGCCCCAGCAUGCUCAAUCAUGACCCCCAGAGCCCCGGGUUCAUGCUCAGCCGCGUUCUUUCUGCGUUUUUGAAGACGAAGCUACGCAGGAAGGGAUUCAAGACUUUGUCUGUCUAUGAUGAUGAUGAGCUGGACUCUGGGCAAAGGGGAAUGCUCCUCGAAUGGCAAAUGGGCCUUCUUUGUGAUCUCCAUGGAUAUUGCUCAAGUGAGGAUAACUUUCAGUCAAUUCUCAGCCCGGUUGUAUCCAGUUUACUCGACAUUUACUCUGCCGAACUCUACCCCAUCCGACACGGCCGAGUCAUUCUCUUUGCUCUUCGUUUCCUACUGGAACACCCUAACGCCAUGAAUGCUGAUCUGACGGCAAGACUCAUGGACGAAGGAACGGGGGCUCUCCAGUGCGGCAAGGGAACCGGUGAGGACAUAGACCUGGCUCCAUUCGCAGCACACCUCACAAACUCUCUACGCUUGAUCAUUGGCUUCCAUCAAGGCAAGAUGGACGUAUGUGAACUAGACGAUACCCUUUCCUCUUGGGCUUCCAUGGUCCGCCAGUGCUCCGAUGCAAAGGCGCUCUCUCUUUGCAUCACAGAUACCGAUUAUUGGGUCCUUCAGCUAAAGGCUUUAGUGGACUACACCGAGAUCCACGGCCUUUGGAAAGCGCAGCUCUCUGCCUUGGAACUGAUUCUCCGUGCAUCAGAGCUCCUGCAAUCUGGAGACCUAUCAGAUGCUAUUGUUAUUCUUGCUCGACUAGUACUGCAACACUGUCGUCUCGGUCAUUGUCAGAAGGCUGGAGACCUGCUCGCGCGCGGCGAGCAGUAUCUUGCCAAACACCAGGUUUCCUUACUCGCGACUAUCUCGUACAAACUUGCUCGGGUGGAAUAUCUGCUCGAGACAAGGGAGAUUGACAAGGCAGUCGCCACUCUUUCCGCAGCUAGAGUACUUUACCAGAAGGGUCAGAGCUCAGACGAGCUCAACAAUUUGACCGUUCUGUCCAAGAUCUCGUGGGAACGAUUGAUUGCGGAUGCUGCCUUUGUUCAGUCCCGGCUAUCCACUGCUCAGGGCUCCAUGACUCAUGCGUUGUACUUUGCCAAGUUGUCUGUGAGACUGAAUUGCCGCAUCUGGGCGAAAGUUGAAAAGCUGGCUCAAAAGAAACAAGAUCGAUCACUGCCUUCUAGUGCAGGCUCGGAUGUUGAGAUUGUCGCUGAUGGGAUGGCGAAGCUUGACCUUUCUCAGAACGGGUCUUUGCCGGAUGUAUCGGCCAGCUAUGUUCAAGGAGCUCCGUUUUGGCCACAUCUUGGGUCUCAUCACACCUGCUUGUUGAAUCUAGCGACUUUGUCUGCUCAUCAUGGCCUAUUUCAAGAUGCCAUUUACUAUGGAGAACAGGCUUUGAAAAUUGACAGGACACUCGAUGCCAAUGUACGACUCGUUGCUGCUCAAACUCAGCUUGGAUGCUACUGGAUUCUCGGAGGUCAUCUGAGCGAAGGUCAAGAUCUUCUUGCCGCGGCUUCUGACUCGUCUAAACAGCUUCACACGAGCAUCGAGACUGUUUCACUACACAUGGCUCUUGCCUCUCUUUACCGGGUACAAGGACAACAUGAGAAAGCGCUUCGCCUGCUUCAAGAAGCAGAGAAGGCCAUUGCGUCUGUAACUUCUUCUGAUACAGUAAGCACCUCGGAAGUGCCGAACGUUGCAGCCCUUGAGGAGAAGAUGGCAAAGUUGCAGGUCCGCAGCAGUAGACGCACGCCAUCGACGACUUCCGCUGCUGCACCUGUACGUCGGACACGAGCGACUAGCUCAGCUGCUACCUCUCGAACCUCGAAAAAGACCUCUGCGUCCAAGACCCCGAUGCCAGAGGUUCAAUCGAAUUCUCUCCUUCGACUUAAGGGCGACGUCCUCCGACAACAAGCUGAUUGCUUGCGUGCCCUAUGCGAUUUUGACCUCUCUGCCAAAACCCUCGCCGAAGCCCGACAAUGUGCAACUGCCCGCGAGAGCAAAGUCUCAAUCGAAAUCGGCGAAAGCGAACAUCUUCUCGCCGAUGCUAUCCGCCAUUUCGCCAGCCACGCCGUGUACUGUGUUCUUCCCGAAUCUACCAUCUCCCUCCCAUCUCUCAAGUCUCCAGUCAAGGGAGGAGAAGAGCCAACGCCACAACCUGCAAAGCCUACUGCGGCAAAGAGAACCCGCGCUCCGGCUAAGACUACGCGCGCCAAGGCGCAGAAGGCCAGCGAGGACUUUUCCAUUAUGCUUUCGAAAGCGAGUGAUUGUCUGACGAGUGUUUUUGCUGAUGCUACUGUUCUUGGUUCGACUCUUGAGAGCCAUACCGCGUCUCGCUUGAUGAGUCGGAUUUCGAUGCUUUCGCAUGCUACAACCCCGGGAGGUCCUGCUAUCUGGGCGCAAUCGCCUGCGAAUAUGAAUGGUGAGUGCUGGACAAAAGAAAGGCAUACAAUUUACAUGCUAACCGACAUUUUAAUUCCCGUAGAAAUCGGUCGCGUUGGAGCUUUCGCUCGAGAACGCAUGGCUAUUGACUUUGAUCGACAACUGUCCGACUUUGCCGAUCCACUGCUGUGGCCGACUUCCUCGCCCACGACCAUCGAAAUGAGUGACGAUAUUUGUACUAACUUUGCCGAGAACUACAUCGAUAUCUUGCCUGAAAAUUGGAAUGUCCUCUCCCUGUCCUUGAGCGCAGACCGCACCGAGUUUGUCGUGUCACGACUACAAAAGAAUCGCUCUCCGUUCCUGCUUCGACUUCCCCUGCGAAGAGGAAAUUCGGAUGACGAUGAGGAGGAGCAGUUUACUUUCGAAGAUGGCAAGGACGAAAUGCAGGAGCUUAUCAAGCUGGCUAAUCAAAGUGCGCACGCUGCGAAGGCCCAAACAAAUAAGGCAAUGAAGAGGGAGUGGUGGAAGAACCGGGAAACUCUUGAUCGUCGAAUGGAGAGCCUGCUUCAGAAUAUCGAGAAUGUCUGGUUUGGAGGUUUCCGUGGUAUCUUCUCGCCUCUCGCGCGAGAUGGUGAUGCGUUUGCCCGAUUCGCGGCUGCCUUCGAGGGUAUUCUCGACAAGCAUCUGCCCUCCCGUCAAAAGGGGGGUAAGGCGUCCUCACCCCGUCUUACCCUGCAUCAGAAUGUUGUGGAGCUCUUUAUUGGUCUCCGCAAUCUGGAAGAGGAAGAGGAGCCUGAGGAUAUCUUGAUGGAUCUGCUCUACUUUGUGGUGGACAUUCUCCAAUUUCAGGGUGAACGCAACGCCUAUGACGAGAUUGACUUUGACAUGAUGGUCGUCGAUACACUUGACGCAUUGCGCGGUUACCAUGAAGCUGCACGGGAAGAACUUGCUACCUGCUCCCCUAGCCACACGGUGCUAGUCCUCGACAAGGCCUUGCAUCUAUUCCCAUGGGAAUCUCUUCCUUGUCUCCAGGGUUUCCCCGUCUGCCGAGUCCCAUCUCUCGAGUGUCUCCGUGAGCGAGUUCUCAAUUUCCGCAAGUCCCAAUCUGGCGCUGUCAUCAAGCGUACUUCAGGUUCAUACCUGCUCAACCCGACGGGUGAUUUGCGCACAACACAGGAAACCUUUGACGGGGAUCUAUCCAAACUGGAUUCCUGGACGGGAAUGGUCAAUCGGGAGCCCUCCGAAGAUGAAUUCCGCGCCUCCCUAGAGAACAAAGAUCUCUUCCUGUAUUUCGGCCACGGCAGCGGCGCGCAGUACAUUCGUGGCCGUACCGUCAAACGCCUGACAAAGUGCGCCGUUGCAUUCUUGAUGGGCUGCAGCAGUGGUACUCUCACCGAGGCGGGCGAGUACGAGCCCUAUGGCACGCCAAUGAAUUAUCUUCAGGCUGGUAGCCCGGCACUUGUAGCUACGCUGUGGGACGUGACUGAUAAAGAUAUCGAUCGGUUUGCGACGUCCACGUUUGAGACGUGGGGAUUGGUGGAGGGGAAGUGCAAGACUCGUUCUGCGGGUGACGCAAGUUUGGAUGCGGCGGUUGCUGGGGCGAGGCCGUCGUGUAAGCUGAAGUAUUUGAAUGGUGCUGCACCGGUGGUGUAUGGUGUCCCGGUGUUUUUGGAUUGA